UGGUUGUUCGUCAAAAGGGAAAGAAAACUUGUUUCACCUCACCUGGAUACGGCAUGAACACGAGAACCUAAAGAAAACUUCCAUCAACAUUUUUGUCGAACAAAUCAUGAUUUUACGGAUUCUGCAGAUCUCAGGCAGCACCAAGUGAAUACAAAGGUGCAUGAAUGUGGCAGUCAUUCAAUAUCAAGACCGCUAACUCAAGUUGACAACCACGAUGAAGAAGGGGGCGAUGCAGAAGAGCAAGCAGUGGAACGUGAAGGGAGCCGUGCGGCUGGCAGGUGUCUUUCACUUCCUCCAUUCCUGUGGCUCCGGAUGCCUUCUUCCCUUCCUGACCCUCUACUUCCGGCAUCUGGGCCUCAGCGCCGCCAUGAUUGGAAUCAUCAUGGCAUCCAAGCACCUGCUGGCCUUGUUGUGGCGCCCGUUCUCCAGUGUUCUUGCCAGGCAGUAUGACAAACGGCGUACAGUCAUAGUGGGCUCCUUGCUCAGCUCGGCACUGGUGGUUUUGCCUCUUCUGCUCUUCCCGUCUGCAGGGAUCCCAGCCGAAAGUGGACGGUGUAACACCAGUCAACCUGAUGCUGAUCCUACCUCACCGCUCUCCAUCCUAGAGCAAAUGACAGUCCCAGUAGACUCAAAUGCAACUGUGUACUCAGUAAACCAAACAUCUGUAAGCACCGAACAAACUCUGGAAGAUAACACACUUGUAAACCACAGCAGGUCAGCAAGAGGCUUGAGAUCUUUAAAGAAGGAAGAAGAACCUCACAGUGAAUUUUUGGGGAGCCUGAAAGUUAUGGAUGCCCAGCAUCAGAUGUUCUUUCUGGUGCUCAUUGUGACUGCCUUGUGGGAGUUAGUUGCCGUCCCGCUGGAAUGGACGGCGGAUGAUGGACUCUAUGAAUACUUGGAUUUCGUAGAUGCCACUGACCGCUAUGGUGGUGUGAAGGUCUGGAAGCAUAUUGGGGCUGCUUUUGGCAGCUGUCUGGUUGGUGUUCUUGUGACCAACUUGUUCUGCCGGAUUGGAAGUACGGUGGAGUUUUAUUCGUACACAGUACUCAUGAUCCUAACCAUACCAGCAGCCGCCCUGCUGCCAAUCUAUCUCCGAAAGCGUGAGCGCCCCACUAGUGGUGGCUUUAAGGCACUGCAGUUGGUGCAUGGGAAUCCACAGGCGAUACUUUGUGCAGUCACUGUUAUUUUGACAGGCAUGGUGACCUCAGCUGUGUCAGAUUUUUUCUUAUGGCUGAUGCAGGACUGUGGUGCCAUGGAAAUCCACAUGGGAAUCUGUUUAGCAUUGGCGCACUUAAGCCACACUGGCUUUUCGCCAAUUGCUGGCCAUCUAUCCCGAUUUCUAAAGUACCACGGUUGGAUGUUGGUAUUCGCUGUUGUUGGUUUAGCCAUGCAGUGCCUUUAUUAUUCCUUCUUAUGGAGCCCAUGGGCUGUAAUGCCAGCUCAACUGUUGGCAGGCGUCAGCACUGGUGCCCUCUGGUGGUCCGUAGCAUCACAAAGUGAAGAUAUUGCCACUCCUGGCACCGAAAAGACUAUUUUAAGGCUUUUUGAGGCCUUAUCUUUUGACGUAGGAGCUGCGUUCGGCAGUCUGACAGCAGGGUUUGUGGUGCAAAAGUUUGGAGUCAAUGUGCUUUUCCAAGGUGCAGCGGUCAUGCUGGCUGUGUGGAGUAGUGCUCUCGCUGUACUGAAGUGGAAGAUCCCUCGACAGCGCCGGAUAAACUACUCACGACUGCUGGCUGCGGACACUGAAGUGAGCGAGUCGGAGUCUGACCAGGAGAAAGACUGGCUGGAGACGGCAAUGGAAGAUGCCGGAAGCAAUAACAAGUGGACAGUGAAUAAGUCUUAAUAGAAGUGAAGAGUGGCUUGUUAACUGCUUUAGAGGGCAAAUUAAAGCUGCAAGAGAAAUACUACACUGAAACGUUGCCAAUGUUUCUUACUCAGUAUUUUUUUGUCUGAUCAUCUAUAUAAACGUUCUUCAAUUAAAAUGCUAAAUUGAAGGACUUGAAGGGAUAGUUAACCCAAAAAUGUCAAUUCUGUCAUCGCCCUUCACUAGUCAUGAACCUGUUUGAGUUUCUUUCUUUUCUUUGAUAUUGUUUGGCCAUUGACUUCCUUAGUAUUUGCUUUUUGUGUUCAACAGAAAAAAGAAACCCAUAUCAGUUUGGAACCACUGAGGAGUCAGUAAAAGAUUAUAAUAAUUUCAUUGUUGGGUGAACUAUCCCUUUAAGUUUUUGUAAUAUGCCUCAAAAUUAAGUUGCUUAUAAUGAAAAUUCAUUAGUCAAUGGGGUUAGAAAAAAUGUCAAAAACAAAAAUCUCACCCUUAACAUCUGGUUGGUGUUCUUGUAAACAACCUUUUCUGCUGAAUUGGAAGUGCGGUGGAGUUUAAUUCAUACACCGUACUCAUGAUCCUAACCAUACAAUCUAUCUCCAAAAUCGUGAGCGCCUCACUAGUUGUGGCUUUAAGGCACUGAGUUGGUGCAUGGGAAUCCACAGGCGAUACUUUGUGCAGUCACUGUUACUUUGAUAGCCAUGGUGAGCUCACCUGUGUCGGAUUUACUCUUAUAACUAGGCCCACACGGAAUCUGCGCACGCAGAAUUCCGUAGAUUUUAAGCCCAUCAUUAAUUCUGUUUAUUUACUUAAGUAAAUGUGUGUAAAUCUAUAUUUAUUCAGUUUUUAAAUUAAUUACAGUAAUAUUAUUGACAAAUAUGAAAAUGUUCAUCUUAUUUAUGUACAAUGCAGUUUGUAAAGGAAUAUUUUCUGUCUUUUAGUAUAUUAUAUGAGA
This is a messenger RNA of Danio aesculapii, 2777 nucleotides long. It is a transcript of the gene mfsd6l, whose product is annotated as major facilitator superfamily domain containing 6-like. Gene Ontology annotation, cellular component: membrane. Bases 215 to 1843 code for a protein of 542 amino acids. NCBI's taxonomy places the organism in Eukaryota, Metazoa, Chordata, Actinopteri, Cypriniformes, Danionidae. The record is from RefSeq and is a predicted model, not a curated record. The transcript is spliced from 3 exons.